AUGUCACGCACGUGCAAAGCACAUUGCGAGAGAAGAUUUGGCUCGCCAGACCAUGACAGGCGCUCUCCUAGUCAGCAUGGCGCCUGCAAGGCUCGUGGUCAGCAGCACUACAGGAGUGACGGCCACGUGCAGGGCUGCUGCAGGAAGAGUUGCGUAAUGGGAUGCACGGGUGCAGGGGAGAGCACCUGGAGGUCAGGUACCCUUUCGGCCGCAUGCUCGCGCUGGUAUGUGGAGGCAUUGUUUUGCUGGGCGGCGGCAUCCAGCUAUAAGUGUAACGCAGAGAUGGAGUGGAGGGGAGGCGAACAUACAGUUACGGUAGUCACACACAAUUUGGUCACGAUCAAUAAAGCUACCUGGCUCAUCGCCCACACGGAGAGUGUAUUAUUAUUAGUAAUGUUGCAAUCCAGCGUUCGGAUUCUCGGCGAUGCACACUGGCGCACGAGCGCCGGCAAGGGACAUCCGGAGGCACCGUGCCUCUCGCUUACCGGCUGUCGCACGGGAAUGGACGAAAUUGCCAAUGUGAACAUCCUCAUGAAGAAUUAG
Messenger RNA from Volvox carteri f. nagariensis, 543 nucleotides. RefSeq lists its product as uncharacterized. The transcript has 2 exons. The record is from RefSeq and is a predicted model, not a curated record. Lineage: Eukaryota; Viridiplantae; Chlorophyta; Chlorophyceae; Chlamydomonadales; Volvocaceae. The coding region runs from base 1 to 543 and encodes 180 amino acids.